This is a messenger RNA of Aplysia californica (California sea hare), 3766 nucleotides long. RefSeq lists its product as uncharacterized. The record is from RefSeq and is a predicted model, not a curated record. The transcript is spliced from 16 exons. The coding region runs from base 278 to 3766 and encodes 1162 amino acids. NCBI's taxonomy places the organism in Eukaryota, Metazoa, Mollusca, Gastropoda, Aplysiida, Aplysiidae.
UACUAAAGUUUGAACGACGUAGGAAAUCUUGUCGCGGAAUUGUUUUUAUUUUAUUUUUAAAAUCACUGGAUGGCUGGUGUAACAGACUGGGAUCUUUAUUGACUCGGCACGAUGUUGCUGUUAUCUAGUGGUCCCUCGACACAAACCUCACAGCUGAUGUCAUCAGGCUGCUAGAAUCUUAUGGAGAAAGUGAAAGCCCGGAGAACCUUUUAAGAAAAAUAAAUCUCCCAAGUUGCCGAUGGAACGUUUGGCAUUGUAGACAGUAAUCUACCGAAUCAUGAUGAGAUCUGUGUCUGACAAUAAUGCCUCAGACUGGGACUGCAGCGUGUCUGAGACGUCUUCCCUGGCUAGCGGCCUUGGUUGGCGGGGUAACACCAGUCUACACGGCCUUAUACAGUCCAUGAAGAGACGGGGGCGUUCGGGGCUCGACACCUCCCAGGGUUCUCUGCACUCCACGCUCUUCUCCAGCUGUAGCAGCAUCGCAAGCAUCAGUGAGGAAGAGGAGAGGGUGGAGGAGGAGCUGUGUGACCCCGGGGCGGAGAAACCGUCUCACGAGGAGCUGACCUCAGAUACAAACAACUGCCACAAGCCUCAAGCGUUGAAAAGAGUGGAGAAAGGAAGUGUGUCUUGUGGGAGCUCUGCGCUGCUGUCAGAUGCGGUGACUGCCGGGAGUCCUUUGGAAGUCACCGAGGUGGUCGCUUUUACGGGGAAAUUGGGGGGUUCAUCUGGUGUUGAACAGCGACUGGGGAUGAAACGCAGAACAAGACACAGUGUCCCGAGCUUUACCAUGAAGACCCGAGGCCGGGCUGUGGCUGACAGUUCUCUUCUGGACCACCCGCAAAACUCUGCGAGAUCUUCGUCAUGCACGACGGUCAGCUCGCCGACAGACAACCUUGUGGGUUCGACAAAGCCUUCAAUAUGUUCAACGAAACCUUCAACUCGUUCAACAAAGCCUUCCACCCGUUCCAAAAAACCUUCUUUUUCUGAGAGUCUGACUGACAAGCAAAAUGACUUUUUGGGGACAAAACCAUCAAGGCGUCUCAACAGCUUAACGGACAAAGGAAAAGAGAAAGAGGAAACGUGUGCAGGGAAGAGAAAGAGUGAGAGGGGGGCCAAAGGGAAGAAAAGUGAGGAAAGUGUCCCGAUAAAGAAGGGCAGAACAGCACAGUCAGGUGGACCAGCGGAGGAGAAGCAGAGGAAAGGGGCUUCAUCGUUGAGUGAAAAUCCUGCCCCUGGGGGUGCCGUUGGUGUGACAGAACUGUGGGACUGGGUCAUCAAACCGGUUCCAGAUUGCCGUGGAGUUUGUGUGGAGGGCCAGAAAAGUGGUGUGGACGGCUACUGGCACAGCACAGCCAUCACAGAAGCGCGCAGCCGCCGGGAAUUGCGGACCGUCUCUGGCAGCCUCUACCAGCUGAAGGGGAAAAUCAAUAAACUGUGUACGCUGGACAAUGGUUUUCCCAAAGAAGUGGUUGUGGCUUUCUCUCAUGGUUUCCCCAAAGACUGGAGAGACCUUGUGGACAAGUAUUACAGCAGUCUUGAAGACAGCAUCUCAGUAGAUAUGGAACUGCUUGGCGGCCGCGCAAAGAAACUCCUGGCUCGGAGGAGGUCGAAGGCAGUCGCUAAGGGGAGGUCAACAGAAGUGAAUCCUCUGGAUCAGAUCUCUAUUCUGACGGCGGCGCGCGUCAUCAAGCGGGAGAGUUCCCCAGAAGACCUGACCUUGACCCGGAGUGGACGGCGUUCCCUGCCGCCCCUGGCCAGCUGGCUAGGUCAGACGUACUCUGUGGUGCCGGGCACCAACAAGGUCAAGGUCACGUUUGACACGGACACGGCAGAGAGGGCCCUCACGGCGGAGACCAGACACAUCCUUCGUCUGCCAAAGUGGUCCCAGAGGAGCUUACUGCACAAGAGCCUGUCGCGGAGUCUCUCUGCCCUGUCACCCACCUCGCCGUCUGCUGGCCGCCUCUCCACAGCACCUGAGUUGACUGCUGGCCAGGUGACUCCGGCCAGCUCUGUGUCCUCCAAAAGCAACGGCAAAUCUCGUGACUCGGGCAUCAGCGGCGUUGUGGAGCUCCACGCCAAUGGUCAGAGUGUUUCCAGCGGGCGACAAGGGGAGGGCUUCCAGUCUCCCAAACACUCUUCUCCUCGUGUUGCGGGGCCAGGUUCUGGUUCGGCGCAUGCCACCCCUCCCGGGCCCCUCGCUGAUGGGAAGACGGGGAGACCGUCUUGUUCUGGCAAAUCUCGGCUUGGGGUUACAAAACGAUCAUUAACCCACAAGAAGGAGUGGAUUGGCAAAAAGUCGUGUAGCAAAAACUCAAGCAGCAAGGAGUCGCAGUCAAAUUGCAAAGAGUCGCGCGGCAAAAAGUCCCAUGGCAAGGGAUCACUUGGUAAAGAGUCACAUGACAAAAAGUCGUGCGGCAAGUUGCCAGAGUCACAUGGGAAAGAGUUAUGCAGCGAAGAAUCGCCUGGCACAGAGUCACAGGAGACCAGACCUAGCAGAAACACGUCAGCUUCCAAAUCCAAGUCCAAAUCUAAAACGAGCAAAACCAGCAAAGCGUCUUUGAAAGCGGUUGGUAAAGCAGCCGGUUGUGACACGGGAGACAAAGAGAACGUUGAUGUGUUGUCGGCGGGGGGCGAGACUCUAAAUGCGCCUGCUGCAGACAAAAGUUGUCCACCAAACGGCUCUGCGGGCAAAAGAGCUCGCCGCCUUGCCGCGGUGAUGGCGGGGGACAAAUUCAGGGAGAUUUUUACCCCUAGUAAUCCGACCAGGGGGAAGGCAGAUGUGCUCCCUGAUCAUCCGGUCCCGGGGAAGAAGAGGACGCGACGUGAGGAAAAGGCCCGACCGCUGGAUGCUGCCCCGGCAAAGGGGAGGAGGGAAAAGAAAUGGGAUGAGCGUGCUGUGGGUGAUGGGAGUGGAGAGGCUGACGUUGGAAAUGUGGGCAGGAAGAGGAGGAAGCUGGACAGCUCGGAUGGGGCUCGUGCUCGGGCAUGGACUGGGAAGGAUAAGACGCUGGUGCGCCACAGUGUGAGCCAGGUGUCGCGGGAUGACCCAGACUACCGGGACCAGGUGGCUGCUGCGGUCAGCCCGCGGUCAGCGAGACAGACCCAGCUCUUCCACCAGGACAACGGGCAGCCCACGAAGAAACCCUCUCAGGCUCCGCGGGCCUCGGCCAAGAAGGAAACAGCUAAGGGGAAGAGGCCGACUGGCGGGAAAGGAACUCUGAAACGUAAACAAGAAGUUCGCAGCAUGCUGGACGCCCAAAACCAGGACUACGAGGACAACCUGUUUGAGGGGACGCCUUUUGCCAGCCGGAGGUCACACUCGGCCGUGACUGGUAUUGAUUUCUCCAAGGAUGACGCCGAUGUCUUUGGAGCCAGGCACAAUUUCUUCACGCCACUCUCUUCUAAAGACGGCACUGGCACUCUGAGCUCGCCGGGAACUGCACUCAAGGCCAAACUGUCGUCGGCAAUGAAAAGGGCCACCCCGGGCCAGCUGUCAGCCGAGACACCUCUCUCCACAAACAGGNAUGUUGCUGACCGCUAUAUCAAGACCUUCAUGGAGCGCAAGAAGAAGCCAGCAGUCCCCGUGACACAGCUGAGUGUGGUAAGAACAGAUGUCCAUUGGCCUAUUGGUCAUAUGGAGGAGGAGCUGAGGGACAGCUUGCUUCCCGUCAAAGCGCUGUUCUCCCCCGUGGCUGUCCCCGCUGUCCUUGUGGAGGAAGACGAGCCUCACGACUCCUACAUGUACUACUGGGAUGAGGAAGAUUAA